Messenger RNA from Drosophila hydei, 1484 nucleotides. RefSeq names its product E3 ubiquitin-protein ligase TRAIP (gene nopo). The transcript has 7 exons. The record is from RefSeq and is a predicted model, not a curated record. NCBI's taxonomy places the organism in Eukaryota, Metazoa, Arthropoda, Insecta, Diptera, Drosophilidae. The coding region runs from base 145 to 1461 and encodes 438 amino acids.
CGCACAUUAGUGCUCACUUGAAGUUGGCUGCGUAAACGCAGCUGAUUUUGUAUAAAGCGGCGCGAAAUUCUGCGACAAGCCGCAAUAUAGAUUUGUUAUUUUCCAGCUAAUUUUUCUUAUAAUAUUGUAUGUUUUUCGUAAAGCAUGUUGAAUUUGAAUUGUGUUAUAUGCGCGGAACUAUUUACGCAUGCCGAUGAUGUGUAUGUUACCACCUGCGGCCACAUGUUUCACCACACCUGCCUCAUGCAAUGGCUUGAUCGCUCGAAGACAUGCCCACAAUGCCGCAACAAGUGUACAACGCGAAAUAUAUGGCGCGUUUAUUUCAAUUUAGCCAAUUUAGAUGUAAGUCGCAUCGAUGUCGGCUCGCUGCAGGAGCAACUGGACAAUGCGAAUUUGGCAAUGAAAAUGAAGGAAAAAGAACAAAGUAAAAGCGAACAGCAAAUGAAGGAGCUAAAGGAGACGCAAAAGAAGUGUCUCAAAACUAUAGCUGGCCUGGAGCAAAAGCUGCAAAAGAAUGAAUUUCUUAUCACCAGCUAUGUGGAGCAAAUAAAAGUCUUAAAAAAUGACGCAUUGGUCGUUGAUUCGCUUCGCAAGGAGAACAAAUCGCUGAAACAACAAAUACACACAAUGGAAGGCGUUUCGGCUAUUAUGACAGCAGGCGCUGCCGAUGCCGAGCGUUUGCUCAAAAACGAAGCCAAUCCUCAUGUCUUGGCCAAUUGGGUGUCAACGCUGAAGCGGGAGCUGCGACAGUGCGAAACCAAAAAGACGGAACUACGAAAUGUGCUCAAAUUGGUGCAGAACGAUCUGCGCAGAGAGCUGGACUCGAAGCGCAAGCUGGAGGAACAAAUCUCACAUCUGGAGAGCGAUCUAUAUCGUACGCAGGAGAAGCUCAAGUUAAUUAAAAGCCAACCAAUUGACUUGGAUACUUCGAACCUUUCCUUAGGCCUAAACAGCAACCUUGUUGCGCUAAAGCAAGAGGAAAGACGCAGCACGAUCUCGCCAACAACUAAACAGAACAUCAAACGCAUAGAGGAGUCAACAUCACCCUAUCUAAAUAUCAAAUCCAGCAGCGUUGGGAUUUCACAUUUGCUCAAACCCCCAGAGCUGAGCAUGACCAAAAUCUCGCCGAUUAAGAGUGGAGCUGGCAUAAGCAUGGCCUCACAUGGCGUCAUACGGAAGACACACAGUGAUUUAAGCGAAAAGUAUUCAAUAUUUAAGAAACCUCGCCUGGUACUGGGAGCCACUUCUAGUUCUUCGGCUACAAUGAGCUCAAAUUUUGCAUACAAUGGCAUGGGUGGUUCAGAGAAGAUAGAUCCUUUCAUGCAGCGCGUCGAGGAGGAGAAGGAACAGCAGUUUGCAGCAGCUAGAGCAUCAACUAGCAGCAGUCAGCCGACGUUGUCCAAAACAGUUAAUUCGCGCUUAAAAGCAGGCACUCUGCGGAACUUUAAGUUAACCAAAUAGUUAAAAUAGCCAGAAGACUGCAU